Ornithorhynchus anatinus (platypus) is the source of this 2376-nucleotide messenger RNA. Its product is annotated as collagen alpha-1(I) chain-like. The record is from RefSeq and is a predicted model, not a curated record. Lineage: Eukaryota; Metazoa; Chordata; Mammalia; Monotremata; Ornithorhynchidae. The transcript has 5 exons. Bases 1 to 2376 code for a protein of 791 amino acids.
AUGGUGGCCCGGGCCGGCGGCGGGGCAGGCGGCGGCGGCGAGGCUCCCAGGCCGGGCGGCGCGGAGGGCCGGCUAGGGUCCAUGCCCGGCGGGCACCGGGGGCGCCGGUCCCGGGCUGCCGCGGGGCGAAGAAGGGGGCGCCGCAGGGGCGCGUCGGGCCCGGCCGGUCACUGGGCUCCGGCGAGGGAGCCGAGCGGCGUUGGCACAGCCUGCGCCCGCGCCCGCGCCAUCCUCCUCCUCCUCCUGGGGCCGCCGCUCGUCCUUAGAAGGGCAUCACCUAAAAUCGCUUUGCCCAAGCUAAAUAAAGAAAUGGGAACCCGGGGACCAACGCCUGCUACAUUUAUCCAGCGAGAGUCUGCGGGCUGGAGAGAGGAUGCGGGACUGGGAGCUGCCGUGUCUCCGGCCCGGGCGUCAUGCCCACACGCACGUAUAUACACACCCAUGCACCUGCCCGAGGUUUUUACGCAUGAGUGCGCUCACAUGCACAUACGCGUGCAUCAGCACCACUUCGAGUCAAAGUUUCGAAAAAAAUCACAAGAGAGUUUUCCAAACUCCACCCCGCUCCAGGCCACCCAGCUCAGCCCCCUCCCUCCCUCCCCCCCCCCGGAGGGUCCGAGCCCGGGUCCGCAGCCCCGCCGAAAGGCGCCUCCGAGGGAAGACUGUCCGGUGGCACCGCUGUCCGCGCCUUGGGCCGAGAGGGGCUGGACGCGGGGCGGCCGGGCCGGGGGCUGCAGGGAGGAGGGUAGGGGGCAACGGGCAGCACUUGGGGGAGGGGUCCUCCGUCCCUCCUUCCCUCGGUCCGUCCUUCCCUCCCUCUCUAGCGUCCUUCGUCCGUCCCUGGCGGCCGAGAAGGCUGCGGCCCCCCGGGACUGCGGUCCGAGCUCAGCCGGGCGGAGGGGCCACGUCGGGGUCCGGCGCCGCGGGAGGCCGCAGCCGGCUGACCGGACCCGCACAGAAGGCGAGGUGCGGAGAAGGGGGAUCAUGAUGAUGGGCAGCGGGGCGUCGCCGCCCCCGGACACCUGUCUCCGGCUCCAGCUUCCCCCACCAGUCCCUGACCAGCUUGCUCAGAGCCGGCCUUCCAGGGACCGGCCCUUCGGACACUUGUGCGAGGUAACUGUCCGGCCUGCGGGUGCUGUGAGCGGGAACCCCGCACCCAACGGUCCCGCGUUCCCGGCCCGGGCCGCGGUUGCCCACGUGGGGCUUCCCCCCAUCCUCCGCACCGCCAGAAACCCAGGCCGGCCCGGCCGCCCAGGGCUCCCAGACCCCGCCUCUGGAUUUGGUCGUUGGUUUCAGCUGCAGCAGACGGAAACCCCUCGACCCCGUCACGGAUCAAAUGAAGCCCCCCCCCCCCCCAAAUCGUUCAAGAGAAGAAGGGGCUCCAAGUCUUCUUCUGGAAGGCUGGGCCCCUGCUCGCCUCCCGGGCCCAGAGCCGGCCCGCUGGCCCGGAGCCGGGCGGAUGAUGGGCAGGGGGCAGGACCCGGAGGGGUCAGCCGAGGGUCGACUGGAGGGCCCGGGGCAACGCUGGGGCGUCAAACGGCCAGCAGAGAGCGGGCCGGCAGAGAGCGGGCCGACUCUCCGGAUUUCGAGGCUGGGGAGGGAGGAGCCAGGCGUUUCCUUCCCCCACCGAGACCCCGGAGCUCGGGGCCGCGGGCCCGGGGGAGGCCGGUGGCCGAUCCGGGCCCGGGCCCCGCGGGAGCCGGGCGAGGGCGGUCCUGGGGCCGGCGGGACAUGCCCCCUCCCGCCCCGACUCUCGGCGGGCCAUCCCGGCGCCUUCGGGGGUCGGCAUUGCAUGUGCAGGUGGGUGGUCGCCCCGGUCCGACCCGAGAAACCCCGGCCGCUCCUCCUAGGUCUGGCCGGUCCCACCCGGUCCCACCCGAUCCGACCCGGUCCAAGGGGUUUGUUCAGGACGAGGCCUGGUGUUUGGGGUGCGGGGAUGGAGGGAGCGGCUGCGGAGAGGAGGGGCUCCGUUUCCAACAACCAACCUACCCCGAGCCCAGGAGGGAAUUAGACAGGAGGGGUCCGGGGCCCCGGUUUAAGCCGUCGUCAUCAGGACCAGCGCCCCCGGCCCUCUCUGCCCACCACAGACCGGCCCGGCGCUUUUCCUUGGCCCAGGCGCUCCUUCCUCCUUCCCUCCUGGACCUCGGACUGCGGGCGGGGACAGAAGAGGACAGGGCAAAGCAGGGGACGGCGGCGGGUCCGGAGGGGUGCCAACCCAACAGAUGGCUGACUGCUGGAGUCACCGGGGGCGGGCCCGACCCUCCCCCACCCCCAUAUCCCGGGCCCCGCCAAGGCUGCCGGGCUGUCCAGGGUCACUCUCCAAACGGCUUUAUGUCUCCUCUUAACUGGCUCGUAGCCCCCUCCCCUUUUGCCCCCUAA